Molecule: messenger RNA, 1027 nt
Organism: Aspergillus nidulans FGSC A4
Lineage: Eukaryota; Fungi; Ascomycota; Eurotiomycetes; Eurotiales; Aspergillaceae
Exons: 2
Coding region: 92-1027 (311 amino acids)
Source: RefSeq, a predicted model, not a curated record
CUUUAGUAGCCGUCUGCCAGUUUGGUGGUGGCUGGUUGACGCCUCCUUGUUCUUACUUACAUCCACCCUCUAUGCUUGCCGGGUCCUGAUUAUGAUGCCGUCCCUCCUCUUCUACUCGGUCUCCCUCGUCUCUCGCACCACCGCAGAUUAUACCGGUAGCGGUAGUGAUAGUGUGCAGCAUGGACCCAGCGACAAAACGACGCGGAUCGUCGUUGGCGUUGUUGUGGGUGGUGUGGCGGCUAUUGCGAUCACCGCAGGAAUAAUCUUCUUCUUUAUGAAAAAGCGCAAAUGGGACCGCAUACGACAAUGCGAGGAACGGCUGAUCGAUUACCAGUUGACCACGGGGUACUCGUCGAAACUCCAGUCAAGAUCUGUCACGCCGGAGGAUUAUCUGAGUAUGGUGACUUCGUCGCCGCCGGCGGCAUCGACAGUGACAACGUAUGCGUAUGACCCGAGCGCCAUAGCAGCAGGACAAGGACAAGGUCACGGACAAGGGAAUGGGACAGGGUCACGAGCAAGAGGGAUGUCCGCGCCGGCUUCAACAACUCUCUCCAAUUCAACAGCAACUGUAUCCCCAGAAGCACCACCACCCGCAUAUCAGUCCCUCCAUCAGCGCUACGACCCCUCGCGGUACUCGCAAAUCAGCACGAGGUUUUCGUCAUCCUUUGAUAUGCCGAGGUCAAGUACCAGUACGUUCGGCAAUGGGAUUGGGAAUGCAGCAGCAGCGACGCCAAUGACUGGGGGAUAUUCUGUGCUGGGGGUCCAGGGCUACAACCCUAGUCUGGGGGUGCAGCAACAACAAGGGUUGCAGUUUCCGCAGCAUCAGUAUCAUCCUGGGUCCCAGCCGGCGGCGAACUGGCCAUCUUCGUCAUCGGCCGUACCUACGACUACCACGGGCACAGCUGCGUCAUCAGCACCAAACAUCGCACCUGUAGCCACGAGAGGAUCCAGGUCUCAGUCUGAGUCAGGAGAACGAGGACCCCGCCGUCCACGGCCGGUGUUGUCUCGCCUCAUAACGAAUCUUUGA